This is a messenger RNA of Hyla sarda, 1768 nucleotides long. It is a transcript of the gene CDS2, whose product is annotated as CDP-diacylglycerol synthase 2. Lineage: Eukaryota; Metazoa; Chordata; Amphibia; Anura; Hylidae. The record is from RefSeq and is a predicted model, not a curated record. Gene Ontology annotation, molecular function: phosphatidate cytidylyltransferase activity. Gene Ontology annotation, cellular component: endoplasmic reticulum membrane. Bases 183 to 1592 code for a protein of 469 amino acids. The transcript is spliced from 14 exons.
UCUUCGUCAGCCAAUAGGGGCGUGGUUAGGUUCCCCGGCUUCUGUCCAAUGGGGUGCGGGUGAGGAUGUCUGCGCGCGCAGCAGGCGGAGGAGGCAGCAGCAGCAGCAGCAGAUCUGUACGUCAACACGGGCCGAGGACAUCGCUGUGUACCGUACAGUCAUAACGGAAUACAGCGCUGAGGAUGACGGAGCUGAGGCACAGGGGGACCGGGGAGCAGGAGAUGGAUGAGAAGCCCCGACCUAUAAGUUAUUGUGCAAAUGAAGGUCAAAAGCCCAGGGGGGCGUUCUCCAGCAUGACUACAACCCAGGAGAACGAACCGGAAAUUAAGCUUGAUGGGGAGACCGCAUCAGACAGUGACAGCAAAACGGACACUGUGGGAACUCAACAAGGCACCCCGACUGAUGACACCCCAGAAGUGCUCAACCGGGCCUUGUCCAGUCUAUCCUCCAGAUGGAAGAACUGGUGGAUCCGAGGCAUCCUCACCCUGGCCAUGAUUUGUUUCUUCUUCAUCAUCAUCUAUCUGGGACCUAUAGUGCUCAUGAUGAUUGUGAUGUGUGUGCAGAUUAAAUGUUUCCAAGAGAUUAUCAUGAUUGGCUACAAUGUCUACCAUUCCUAUGAUCUACCCUGGUUUCGGACACUUAGCUGGUACUUCUUGCUUUGUGUUAACUACUUCUUCUAUGGAGAGACGGUCACUGACUACUUCUUUACACUGGUCCAAAGAGAGGAACCAUUAAGAAUCCUCAGCAAAUAUCAUCGCUUCAUUUCGUUUGCUCUCUAUGUCCUAGGUUUCUGUAUGUUUGUGCUCAGCCUGGUGAAGAAGCAUUACCGUCUGCAAUUUUAUAUGUUUGGCUGGACCCAUGUCACUCUACUGAUCGUCGUAACACAGUCUCACUUAAUAAUACACAACUUGUUUGAAGGCAUGAUCUGGUUUAUAGUGCCCAUCUCCUGUGUGAUCUGUAAUGACAUCAUGGCAUACAUGUUUGGCUUCUUCUUUGGUCGAACCCCACUCAUUAAGCUGUCACCCAAGAAGACGUGGGAAGGAUUUAUUGGAGGAUUCUUUUCUACAGUAGUGUUUGGGAUAUUGUUAUCUUAUGUCAUGGCCGGCUACAGUUACUUUGUAUGUCCAGUGGAGUUUAACAACGACACCAACAGAUUUAUGGUGGACUGCGAACCAUCAGACCUCUUCCAGUUACAGGAAUAUCAAAUCCCUACUAUGCUGCAAUCUGUCAUCGGCUGGAAGACCGUCUGGAUGUAUCCCUUCCAAAUACACAGCAUUGCUCUGUCCACAUUUGCAUCGCUCAUCGGUCCAUUUGGAGGAUUCUUUGCCAGUGGAUUUAAGAGAGCCUUCAAAAUCAAAGAUUUUGCCGACACCAUUCCAGGUCAUGGAGGCAUCAUGGAUAGAUUUGACUGUCAAUAUUUGAUGGCCACAUUUGUGAAUGUGUAUAUCGCCAGCUUUAUAAGGGGACCUAACCCAAGUAAACUAAUCCAGCAAUUCUUAACUUUACGUCCUGACCAACAAAUUCACAUCUUUAACACCCUGAAAUCACACCUAAUGGAAAGAGGGAUGCUGGAGAUUGGCGAGGGUGUGUAAAAUAGCUGUAUAUCCAGUCAGGGCACAACACCUCCACCUGGCGCAUGAGGGGUCACUGUCCCAACAAUGCUGUUCCAGCCCUUCCCACAGAGGACUCAUUAACCCCUUUGCUGCCGGAGAAAGUUCCAGAAGCCCCUCCCUCUUUUCCUCCGUUUGUAAACAUUCGUGCGACCUCA